Molecule: messenger RNA, 981 nt
Organism: Adineta steineri
Lineage: Eukaryota; Metazoa; Rotifera; Eurotatoria; Adinetida; Adinetidae
Source: the annotation of a GenBank genome assembly
AUGGCACAAAAACUCGAUAUUGACUAUGAAACAACUAUUUUCACACUUAAACCAGAUAGGUUAGGUCCUAAUAAAGCUACUUUAUUACAUGCUCGAACAACAAAUAAUAAGAAUCAGCAUUUUUAUAAAGCAAUUCUUUAUUUACAUGGAUAUAUUGAUUAUUAUUUUCAUGAUCAUGUAUGUAUACGUUUUUUGGAACAUGGAUAUGAUUUUUAUGCUCUUGAUAUGCGUAAAUGUGGACGAUCAAUUAUUUCACCUGAACAAGAUAAAUACAUACAUUAUUGUACUGAUCUUCAUGAAUAUGAUGAAGAAAUUACACUUGCAAUUGAACAUAUUAUUAAAGAAGCGAAAGAUAAAGAAAGAAAAAUUCUACUUUUCGGACAUUCAACUGGAGGUCUUAUUGCUACUUUAUAUGCAUCCUCUGGUUUAAGACAUACUGAUAUAGAUGCUGUUAUACUUAAUAGUCCUUAUUUAACUCCAAUGAACACAACUUUUGUUGAAACAAUGCUUUUAGGUAUUCUUAUGAAACUACGUAAAUCUCAAAAUAUAGAUGCUGGUUGGUAUGGAAAAUCAAUACAUGUAUCAGAUAGAGGAGAAUGGAAUUUUGAUUUAAAUAAAAUACCAAUAGAUAAAUUUCCAUUACAUGGUACAUUUUUAUAUGCUGUACAUACAAUUCAAGAAGAUUUAGAAAAAAAACGAAUUUCAAUUUCAUGUCCAGUAUUAUUUAUGUGUUCAAAUCGUUCGAUAAAAGCAGAUAAGACAUGGCGUGAUGAAUAUGCUGAAGCUGAUAUUAUACUUGAUGUUAAAACUAUGAAAACUAUGGCUGCUACUAUUGGUUCACAAGUAACAAUUUAUGAAAUUGAAAAUGCUAAACAUGAUAUUUUCUUAUCAAAACAAUCUGUUCGUGAACAAGCAUUUGAUUUAAUGUUUCAAUGGCUUCAACAUUUAGAAGAUAAUUGGUUAAUUAAAACAAACAUUUAA